Messenger RNA from Papilio xuthus (Asian swallowtail), 2583 nucleotides. RefSeq names its product biogenesis of lysosome-related organelles complex 1 subunit 2 (gene Blos2). The transcript is spliced from 4 exons. Gene Ontology annotation, biological process: lysosome localization; endosomal transport. Gene Ontology annotation, molecular function: gamma-tubulin binding. The coding region runs from base 1572 to 2015 and encodes 147 amino acids. The record is from RefSeq and is a predicted model, not a curated record. Lineage: Eukaryota; Metazoa; Arthropoda; Insecta; Lepidoptera; Papilionidae. Gene Ontology annotation, cellular component: BORC complex; gamma-tubulin complex; BLOC-1 complex.
GAAACAAUGGACCACUAGGAACACGACUGAUCUAUUGUAAUCUCGAUUUUGUGAUCUCUAUCAGACAGUGUUUUAUUUUAGGCUUCUUGUAUCUCAGGCUGAAUUUACAUCUAUUCACAAAUCAUCUGCAGUAUUUAACAUAUUAAGACUAAAUAAUUGAUUUUUGAGACUGUGGAUAAAUUCAUUAAUUUAUUUCAAUAAUUCAUUGUAACAAAUUUUAGGCAGUAUUCAAUACUGUUUUCUUUAUAACAACAGGGAUGGACUUUAGCAUAUAUAAUCAAAUGCAGCUUUAUGUGAUCUUUUUUUUGUUUUGUAACUGAUUUUAUUCAAUUAUAGGUAAGAAACUUAUAUGAUAGUAUGCCACAUCGAUUCAUUUAGUAUAAUUUAUGCGUCCAAAGGUUGUGAAUUUUAAUUGUAAUAGAAAAGUCCUCCCUGUUGGCUACCCACCUCCAUUCACUAUCUUAGUAUACGAUUUUGAAAUAUUUACUUGGUAUUAUAUAAGAACUAUCUUUUUGAUUUUAUACUAAAAUUAUUUUACUGAUACAGUGUAAACACUUUUUCAUCAUUUGUUACAUCGAAAUCUGUUGAAAUUAAGAUAAUUUUCCUAAUUUUCUAAAUGUUACUAUAUAUGAUUCAAAUGACGCAUGCGAUUGUUUCUCUACUGCAUUUAAACAUAAAUCAAACAUGAAAAUGCUCUACUACUUCAGAUUCUUUAAAGUGUUAACACUGUACGUCUUUCCCCAAUUAUAUUUAAGGUUUAAGAUUUUUAAUUCUCGUACUUAAUAUUUGAUUCUUAAAUAAAGAGAACAUUACUAUAGAUAAUAAAUGUAGUACAGUUUUCCUUGCCAAUAUUUUUUGUACUUAUUUCUUCUACUCCCAACUGACAGAAAAAGAAGAGUGCGCCUAGCACAUAUAUGUCAUGUAUGUAUAGAGCUCAGUGGCCUAGCACGAAUAUUUAUGACAAGCGUCAUUGUACAGUCGUCGACAAACUUAUUAUAAUGUGUGCCAGUUUAUUCCUCUAUGAAUAAAUUACAUCAAUCUGUCGCGUAUUCACAUAACAGCGGUCAGUGGCUAUUUCAAUAGCCACUAUAGUCCUCCCAUUGCACACUACUAUCAGUAAGAGGUUAUGAAAUGGCUUCCCGAAAAAAAAAAUGGACUGGUCCCUUUUACAAUUUCUACACUUCCAUUGCAAUUUAUGACCUGCGUUUCGUAGAAAUUCUUUACUUGAUUUGGGUAUAUCAAUUUAAAUAUUAGCAAAUAAACUAACAUUUUUAUGGAAUUUCGAAAUUAUAAAAGUGGUAACAUUAAACCAUGUAUCCGCCGCCUAUUUAAAUGGAUAGGCAAUACCUCGGAAAUGACAGUUUUCUGUUCGUUUCUUUACCACCUCUACGAACUGCAACAGUCAGAUUCUAAAUGGCGAAGAUCAAAUAGGAACAAAAUAGCACAGUUUAUAGCCUUUCCAUGUAUGGAGUUCAGUGGCCGUAGAUGAAGUGUCGUUUUGUGUUAUUUAGUAUCAAUAAAUUAAAUAAUCGCGGUAGUAAAGAAAUAUUUUGUUAAGUAAGCCAAUAAUAAUGUCUGAAGAAGAGGUAACUUGGACUGGUGAACGAAGAAAUAAAGAUUUACGGACGUUUCCUAGUUGUUCUAGUUUUGAUUUAUUAGAUCCACAUGACCCUGUCCUUAGUCGAUUAGCGACGCAGAUGUUUAAGCGCACCAACGACUAUCUUCAAGGGGAAAUUGCCACAGGACAGGAACAUUAUGAUCUCUUAGAAGAGAUUAAUAGAACAGUAAUCAUAAAAUAUGCAGAUCUUCAAUCUCUUGCAGUAAAUAUAACCAAGUCACUAAAUGAGAGCAAUGAAAAAUAUGAAACUGAAGUAAAGCCACUGCUUGAGCAAAUUGAAGAUAUACAUAUUGAACUGUCUGCACUAGAAGCCACAGCUUUCCGUUUGGACAGCUACACUAAACAGCUUUUGGGGCGUUUCAUAGAACUCCUUGGUAUUGAUAAUCACAGUGCCUAAAUGUAAUUUUUUCCUUAUUAAGUGAAUAUAUUUAAAUGAAAAGCACCCAUAAAUAACAUAAUGUCUGGGUUAUAAGUCUGGAUCCAAUGGGCCACACAGUUCUUGACCUAACUUUUUUCAAAAAGCACUUUGGUCAAAAAGCAAUCGCCAGCACCGCCUGUCUUCCAUCUGCUGUCUAUUACGUAGGUAUUUUAUUGCUUUUCCUAUUCCGCUUAAAUUUUGUAAAAGACAAGCAAGGCUUAUUAUAUAAAUUAUAAUUUAAAUAGUAAUGGUGUUGUAAUUACUUUUUUUUUAAUUAAUUAAAGCCCUAUUUCCAAACAUUAAAAAUCCAAGUUUUUCAAGUCUCUUGUCAAUCAGCCAUCCUAUUUUUAUUUAUAAUAACAUAUUUACUUUUGUAAAAUAAGGAACAACAAAAAAACUAUUAGUAAAUUCAUAAUUUUUACAUUUGAAGUUGAGUGUAACAAGAUCUAUCCACUGAAGGCUAAUGAUUAGUUCUUACGUCUUAAUCUUUUAAGUUUAGAUAAGUUUUUGCUUAAUUAUUUAUUUAACGCAGUAAUUUGUUAGUAUU